CAGGAAACUGAACGACAGCUACAUCAGAGAGAACGGCAUCCGUAUGCUGCCGGAGUACGCUGAUCCAUAUCACAACAGACCUCUCACUGCCGGUGAAAUAGGGUGUUUCAUGAGCCACUACAACAUCUGGAAGGACAUGAUCGAGAAUCAGCACCGCAUUGCCCUGAUCUUCGAGGAUGACAUCCGGUUCGAGCCCUAUUUCCGGACAAAAAUAGGGGAGCUUCUGACCGAAGUUCGCCACCUCGACUGGGAUCUCAUUUACCUUGGCCGCAAGCGCCUCUCGGGCUCCAAGGAACCUCUGGUGACUGGCUCGUCCCGGCUUGUCCACGUAGACUACUCCUACUGGACCCUGUGCUACGCCCUGACACUGGCUGGCGCCCGCAAGCUCGUCGACGCGGAUCCCUUACCCCGUAUGGUACCCGUCGACGAGUAUCUCCCCAUCAUGUUCGACAAGCAUCCAGAGAAAGUCUGGGCUGCGCAUUUUCCACGGCGAGACCUGAAGGCCUUCUCCGUGCAUCCCCUGUUUGUGCACCCAACGCACUACACUGGCGAGGAGCACUACAUCAGCGACACCGAGGACUCGGUCGUGGUGGACACGCUGAACACUACCGACUCCGACUACGGAGCGGCCAGUGUCCUGGCUCCCGCCGACGUAGCCAGCGAGCCCGAGACUAGCAGGGACGAGCUCUGAUAGAGCGUGCCCGCGCCUAUGGUUGCCGUCAAGGCUCAGCCUAUACUUGAUCCGCGUCCGCGCGAGACAAUAAUUGAUAUUUAAGGGGCUAUAAUCGUUUCACUGUUACCGUUCUGCCGCUAACGUUUUACCGCGAAGCUGGCAUUGCGCCUGAUACCAGCUUCGCGCGUGUUAUGUAUAUCUACACCUUGCUGCAUGCACGCAGGCGGCACCUGGUCAGGAAGGUUAAUGUAGCGGUAGAGUGGUAAGGAUUUUCCUACGAAGCAUUGUGCUAAAAAGCUGUCGGGUCCAUGGGCGCUGUGACAGCGUUUGUCUAUGCGCAACCACACGGACAGCGCGAAUGCGGCCGGAUUCACUCGUAACAAGUGGCUCAAAGCGAGCGCACUAUUGGGUGCUGGUCGUACUCGUAGCGAUUUUCUCCAAUUCUGACGAGUUGGAGACCUAACUGGCGAGGGGAAGGGUAUUUCAAUUUGAGGACGGCUGACAUGGGUUAUUUUCGAAGAGCUGGACAUUACGGAAAGCAGGUGUUUAACACUAAGACAGGAAACUUAGCUAGCGUCAUUGUCGUAUUCGGAUUAUGAGAGCGAUACUGCACUGAUCUAACAUGAACAAUUAUCGCUGCCAUUGAAACUUAUGAAAAACACAAGUGCAGCAUGCGCGUCGUCUUAAGGCGAAGUGCCACAGUGUGAUCGAAACAAACGCUUCGACCGUUAGCGUGUUAGGAUUGUUUCUUUCGAUGCUGUGUAGCGUACGUGCAUCGUUUCUCACGCGUUUAAUCUUCACUGCAACAGAACAGGGCAUACCGUAUGAUUUAACACGUUGUCAUUAUCUAACGGUUUUUUUUUUUUUUUUUUGCAGUCUCGGUUUUCAAGAGUUUUCAGGCAAAGGGCAGCAGUGAAGGUGUGUAGGCGCAUCGCAAACUGUUGCUGUUUCUUUUUAAUAAUCUUUCUUUUUAACGAACAGUGGCGCAAUAAUAGCGUAAUCUCUGCAUCGACGUUUAUCUAUGACGCGUACACGCGAUAUUUCAUUGCUUACAUGCGUACUUUCGUGGAAAAUAAGUCGCCCUUCAUAAGCGUAGAAUUAACAAAUGGACUAAUCCGUAAGCAGCUGUCUAUAUAGGCUAAAAGUAUAGCAAAAAAUGGUUUUGCUGCUGAAAAAUGAAUAUGUAAAUUUUAACGACGAAAACUCCUCGCUUUUUAUUUAGCCUCUCGCCGCUUGAUUUUGUCUACCGGGUGGUACUACACAGAGGGGUCGCCAGAAGUAGGCUGAUCUCUUUGCGAACUGAGGCCCCUCGCUUCCGUUAAACUUCUUCAAGGGAGCCGUCAGACCAUAGUCUCCUAUCUCGCUGAUGAGUAUUUGAUGGAGUGCGUUUAUAACGCCUGUCGAAAAGGUGUCAGGCGGCGAUGCGGCUUUAAUGGCGACAGGUUCAUGUAUCCUGCAGCAAACCGUCACAUGAAAAAAACAAAAUUGGCUUUGGGAGUCAAUUUAGAGCGCGUUCUGCUUUUGACAGGCUAUCUAUUAUAACUUGAAGACUUGGCGGGCGCUGAAACAUAGGCUGGUGGAUAAAGUAUAAUGAAGUUUUACAUGCUGCUUCUAGCAUCUCGCUCUCUCGUUAAGUUUCUGUAAUGAAUGUUCAGCGGUGAGAAACUAUCUCAUCUCAUAUCUAAUCUGCAC
This is a messenger RNA of Rhipicephalus sanguineus (brown dog tick), 2365 nucleotides long. Its product is annotated as procollagen galactosyltransferase 1-A. NCBI's taxonomy places the organism in Eukaryota, Metazoa, Arthropoda, Arachnida, Ixodida, Ixodidae. The transcript is spliced from 5 exons. Bases 44 to 691 code for a protein of 215 amino acids. Gene Ontology annotation, molecular function: procollagen galactosyltransferase activity. The record is from RefSeq and is a predicted model, not a curated record.